Molecule: messenger RNA, 636 nt
Organism: Molossus molossus (Pallas's mastiff bat)
Lineage: Eukaryota; Metazoa; Chordata; Mammalia; Chiroptera; Molossidae
Gene: SERF1A
Product: small EDRK-rich factor 1A
Exons: 3
Coding region: 140-328 (62 amino acids)
Source: RefSeq, a predicted model, not a curated record
ACCCGGCAGAGGCGUCGCCCAGCGGAGGGCGCGCACUAGCUCCCCUUUCCAGAUCGACUGGUGGGGACAUCGGCUGAGCGUGCGAGUAAACCUUUGCUUUUCCGAGUCCCUCUUUUCCAGCCUCCGUGCUGUGGUCGGCAUGGCCCGUGGAAAUCAACGAGAACUUGCCCGCCAGAAAAACAUGAAGAAAUCCCAGGAAAGUAGCAAGGGAAAAAGAAAAGAGGAUAGCUUGACUACCUCUCAGAGAAAACAGAGGGACUCUGAGAUCAUGCAACAAAAGCAGAAAGCAUCUAAUGAAAAGAAGUCUAUGCAGACAAGAGAAAAAUGAUGACUGACAAUUUGGAAAACCUGGGUGCUACUGCCAACUAGGUGUAUCAUAAGCUCUAUGAUCAAGAUUUUGUAGAGUAAACAGUCAUUACAUAUGUUAAAACAUAUCCUUAUAAAACAUAUUUUAAACUUUACCUUUCAGUCUAACUUAGUGUGAUGUUUCUGAACUAUUCUUCAAAGAAUAAAACACUAACCAUGCAUGUGACAUAUUGGUGAACAUUAUUUUUUUAUCAGCAGUGAGCAAUAUAUAACUAGAGAGGUAAUGUGAUCAGAUAAUAGGAUCUCUUAUAUAAAUCUAGGAUCUUUGUC